AUGUGUCAACUCGAUGGAAUUUAUGGAGAGAAAGAGAGAGAGAGAUAUGUCCCCCGUGUCAACUGUUUCCCCAGCUGUUUUUCCCCGGUGUUCGAGAAUGUUCGAUGGAGAGAUCCCGAAGCGAAGCGCCUGAAUCACGACACCAUAACCUUCUCCGAGGUUUUAUCCCAUCUUGACUGGAUCAGUGUUGUUGUGUUGUAGGGUUGUAGUUGUGAAGGUUAGUGUUGUUGUGUAGUUGUGAGGAGUCGUGUUGUUGUAGAGUUGCGUUAUUGAAGUUGUGUUGUAUUGCUAUUUUAAUUUAUUGUUUUUGUUACUCCCGUGAUAAAUUUAUCUAAUCGAGUUGAUUAUCGUUUAUUCUCGUGUUUAUUUUAAAGGGGAACAAAAUCAUUCGAUUACCCGAUUUCCACAUCCGCAACCUUCCACUUGGAAGGCCAUGUGUUUCCAGGUAGAAGGUGUUGAAGGUAAUCGACUGCAGAGACAGCCGCAAGACCACAAGCCAUCUCGUUAUUUCUUUUCUAUCCGAAGGUGAAUCGGACAAUGCGCCAAUGUAAUAGUCAAUCCAAGAGACAAGGCCAGGCAAAAAACGGUUAUUGUAUUAUCUCUUUUGUUUUUGCGUGGACAAAAUUUUGCUUUUGUAUGGAUAUCAUUUAUAUACGCAUUGCCUUUGAUUACAGUAAAUCAGUUGCUUUUUAAUUGUGACUCGGAGAGUUCCAGGUGCUACUUUUAAAUUUGUGGCCUUAAAAAGCCGCAUGUUGUUGCCCUUUAGAGAAGCAGAAACCGGUCUUCGUUGAAGUUUAACGAGCCGUUGGAAGGAUGAGUAACUGAACCUCCUAUACAACACCAUUGGUCCGUCUACGCCAUUUAUUACGUCUCUCCGUGGAAGGGCUGCUAUUCAAUAGUCUUUGAAGGCGUUUUUGGACGGGUGACUGAACGUACGGGAUGUGCCCUCACGGGGCGGAACGUACGGGACAGCAGUUACGGGGACAUAUACAUAUGUAGGAUAGCAACUUGCGGGGAGGUUCUCUGCGGGGCAAAGGCAAACGCCGAGCCUGCCGAGUAUCGGGGGAAUAAAUAGGAAUUAAAUUUAUUCAACUACUGGCUACUCUUGACGGCGCAAGCUGAUUGUUUCGACGGGCCCCAGGACGGCGAAGAAUUUGGCCCGGUCCUUCAACACGCGACGACCUUCCACUAUUUUCCCGACAGACUGAUGAUAAUUUUUUUUUUCAGUGCUCAUGGUCUUGGAUGUCCAAAAUCACAAUCCUUGUAACCCAAUCCCCUUGUUGUUAUUAACUGGAUGUGCUAGCCGCCGUUUCAACUGUUUGUUUUGUAUACCAAAUGUACGACCAAAUUUGCGUGGGAGGUCUUGGCAAGAACCCUUGAAAGGAACAAACAUAUUCCAUGACGCUUGUUGAACAAAACUUGUGGCCGUCUGUGAUGGCAAACAGGUAAUCAUAUUUGUAUUCUCCCAUCUUCACUUCAAUAAUUUGGUUUAUGUUUUUUGGGCUUUCAUAACCUUAAUUUCCGUGACUAAAUGGCCCACGAAAGUUGCCGGGUUUUGCAUUAAUUUUAUGCGCACCUCUAACGAAAUUUGCCAAACCUUAAUACGGUUAUAUUUCAGAUUUAUAUGUUCGACUGGCCUGUCAAUGAGAUCAGUUUUACAUUCUUCAUUAUUGAGUUUCUAUUGGCAAUCCCAAACUUAACGUUGAAUAUUUAUUUUGCCGUCAAAUUGCAGAGACUAGCUACGAUAAAUCCGAAUUUGAAAAUUAUUUUGGUGAGUUCUCUUUUGCCUAAAUUUGAACGUCACACUUCGAUGUCAUCCUGCCGCGACAAGUCUCAAUUUUUCGAUUUUCCAGGUAACCCAAGCCAUUUUCUUCAGCUACACAGCUGUUAUUCACGCUAUCACAAAUUUCAUCCCGCUGAGUGCGGUAAAAUACGUCUAUGACAACAAAGCCUUUGUCAUAAUUUUGUACUCAAUAGUGUUCACCUCGCAGAUUACAAAUUUCUACUUUGAUCUGAAAUUCAUUUUGAUUGGAAUCGAGCGAACAAUCGCCUUUAAACGUAAGGCGACAUAUGAGAUGGAAGGCGGUCAUGUUGGGCGAGAAAUUGUAACAGUUGCAUUGGCUAUGGCAUUGGUUAUUUCCGUUGUACGAUGCGACAUUGUUUGGAGACUGAAUUCGACAGUUGAAUUUGAUGCGAGGAUGAGAAAAGUGAUGAUGUGGGACAAGUAUUUCCCUGGGGUCUUAUUUGCCUUCUCAAUGGCCACGUGUGCUAUGUUUUACGGGGUUUUCGUAAGCGUUCUGUACAUAAUACAUAUAAUGGUGUCUUAAGAUCCUAAGAGAUUUUUACAAAGUAUUUGCGAAUAUCUUUGUACUUUUGAAGAGUCAAAUGACCCGCCAAAAAUGGUCUCUCCGCCGACUUGAGAAAAAAUUGUUUUCCAUGUUCUAAAAGAGUCCGACUUAAAAUUUCAAAGACAACUUGAACUUCUUGGAUAGCCGCGAAGAGCACAACGAUAUUUGCAGUUACUUUGUGGAAUACUCUAUCGCCCUGUAUGUGAAAUUUUGGUUUUAGGUGUUCCGUAGUCUCUCCAAAAAGCUGCGAAAGCUAGAGUCAAGUUCCCUCUCCGAAAGCUAUGAGACACGUCAAAUUGUCGCGACGAUGGCUUGGCUUCGCCGCCUGGCCGGAGCCUUUUUGUGCACUACUGUCGGAAACUUCCCGUUUAUGGGCUUCACCUGUUACCUUUAUUUCGUUCUCGGUUAUGAUGAGGACCAUCCUUGGAUGUUGAUGAUGGUAACGGUGAGUUGUCGUCAGUCUGUAGUAACAUAAAGAUUUUUUCUAGGUUAUGUUCAACAUGGGAAAUCUUUAUGUUUGUUUAACAACGGUUUUCAUGUUUCAAGAAUUUCCACAGCUGCGCAAUGCUGUUUACAAAGACUUUCCAUUCCUGAAAUGGGCCGAGCCAGCGAAGGUCAUAAGCCGAGACGAAUGCAAUGCAAUGUAUUUUGAAGUCCUCAGAACGACGUGGAGGCAUCCAAGGGAUUAG
Messenger RNA from Bursaphelenchus xylophilus (pine wood nematode), 3037 nucleotides. The record is from the annotation of a GenBank genome assembly. Lineage: Eukaryota; Metazoa; Nematoda; Chromadorea; Rhabditida; Aphelenchoididae.